Messenger RNA from Penicillium alfredii, 2508 nucleotides. Its product is annotated as tRNA ligase. The coding region runs from base 1 to 2508 and encodes 835 amino acids. The record is from RefSeq and is a predicted model, not a curated record. Gene Ontology annotation, cellular component: nuclear inner membrane. NCBI's taxonomy places the organism in Eukaryota, Fungi, Ascomycota, Eurotiomycetes, Eurotiales, Aspergillaceae. Gene Ontology annotation, biological process: tRNA splicing, via endonucleolytic cleavage and ligation. The transcript has a single exon. Gene Ontology annotation, molecular function: ATP binding; phosphoric diester hydrolase activity; GTP-dependent polyribonucleotide 5'-hydroxyl-kinase activity.
AUGGCGACUCAGGAUCCCUCGGUAAAUGCACAACUGAUCAGAAGCUUGGAGGAUGCAUGCAAAAUGAACAAGGGCGAUAAGAAGCGAUCCUUCACUUGCAAGAAAUCGACCUUUCCAGUUGAGGGGACCGACGGGGUGACCGUGGAUUCCUGGAAAUUCAUGGACUGGGACUACAAACGCUCGGACCUUCCCACCUAUGCCCGUGGCUUGUUUACCACGAGGAGGAAAGACCGCAUUCCCGAGAUCGCCGUGCGCGGAUACGACAAGUUCUUCAACGUGGAUGAGACCAACAAUACCCGGUGGAGGAACAUCGAGAACAACACGCGCGGUCCGUACGAGCUCAGCGUGAAGGAGAACGGGUGUAUCAUCUUCAUCUCUGGUCUGGAGGAUGAUAAGUUGCUGGUGUGCAGCAAGCACUCAACCGGUGUCCGCCAGGAUGUUUCUCUCAGUCAUGCGCAGGCCGGAGAAAAGUGGGUGGAACGGCAUGUGUCUACGGUGGGCCGCUCGUCCAAAGAUCUGGCAAGGACCCUGCGCCAGAUGAACGUCACUGCAGUCGGGGAGCUCUGCGACGACAGCUUCGAGGAGCACGUUCUGGCCUAUGACCCGGAGUCGGCUGGAAUCUAUAUUCACGGCCUUAACUACAACCUGCCCGAAUUUGCCACAAUGUCGGGCGAGAAAGUGCAUGAGUUUGCCGAUGCCUGGGGUUUCAAAAAAGCCAAGUUUGAGGUCUUUGAUGAUAUUGUCAAGGUCCAGGGCUUCCUCGAGGGUUGUGCGGAAACGGGGACAUGGGAUGGACGCGAGACCGAAGGGUUCGUGAUCCGAUGCCAAAUGAGCGAGGGCGGCAAAGGGUUGUACCGGGACUGGUUCUUCAAGUACAAGUUUGAGGAACCCUAUCUGAUGUACCGGCAAUGGCGUGAAUGCACCAAGGCCGUCAUUUCGGGGAAGCUCCCUCGGAUCAAGAAGCAUGAGCAGAUUACCGAAGAGUAUCUCAAGUUCGCCCGGAGAAGAUUCAUCGAAAAUCCCAAGCUCGCCAAGGAAUAUGUCAACAACCACGGCAUCAUUUCCUUACGAGAGGAGUUUUUGAAAGAGCGGGGUAUGAAGGGAUCUGAGGUUAUUGCCAUGGAAGCUCAAAAGCAGAGCCAGGGCCCGGGCCAGGAUGUCAGCCGUAAUGUCAUCCUUGCCCCGAUUGCCUCGUUGGGGUGUGGAAAGACGACGGUGGCGCUGGCCCUCGUGCGGCUAUUCGGCUGGGCCCAUGUCCAGAACGACAACAUCCCCAAGCAAAAGGGCAAGCCGAAGAAGUUCGCCUUUAUGAUCGGCAAUGCUUUGGCGGCAAGUCCUGUCGUGAUUGCUGAUCGGAACAAUCACCAGAAGCGCGAAAGACAGCAGUUGAUGGAUGAUAUAUACCCCGUGAUUUCAGAUGCGCAGUUUGUUGCUCUGCAUUACGUCCACGAACCGAAGAGAGAGCUGCUACCCUCUAUUAAGGAAAUCACCCGGAAGCGGGUUCUUGACCGAGGCGACAACCAUCAAACUAUUCGAGCUGGUACCAACAGCCAGGGAGAGAUCAUCGGGAUCAUGGACGGAUUCCUGAACCGCUUCGAGGGCAUCGACACGAGCCGACAGCCCGACGAGAACUUCAACCAUGUCAUCGAUCUAGAUGUGAGCGCAUCUUCUCGCGAGAACCUGGAGGUCGUCGUCACAGCCUUGCAUGCCGCAUACCCUCGAUUGAUACCAGAAAUGCCCUCGGCUGCCCAGCUAGAUGCUGCCAUUGAAGCCUCCAUGCACGAUUACCACGUCCAGGAGGACCUGAGUGCCAGCUACGCCUCACACGACCGGAAGCAGAAGAACCAGCCCAAACAUCCCAAUGGCCCCGUCUCACCCCAACCUUCCCAACCCUUGGGCCCCUCUCCGGCAGCCCUAGCCAAGAAAAUCGAAUACUUCUCCAUCGCCGUCCCCGCUCCCCAAAUCACCUCGCUCCUCCAUUCCCUCUUCCCACCCUCCACACCCCCCGAAACCGCGCGCCUCUACAACCAACUCAUCAACUCGCGCCGCCUCCAGGCCGCCUUCCACGUCACCCUCAUCCACCGCGCCUCGAAGAAGGACCACCCGGAACUCUGGGACCGCUACGCCGACCAGUACAUCGACGCUCUGACCAAGCAUGCGCACGACAUCCCCGACCCCGUCAACCGCCCGCCGGCACUGGGUCCCGCUCGCGUCCGCCUCGAGCGUCUAAUCUGGGAUCACCGCAUCAUGGCCUUUGUCGUACGCAUCCUCCCCGCUGACUCGGUACCGGCUGCUCAAGCUCCUGACUGGCCCUGUGCUAACUCCAUCCCGCACAUCACUGUCGGCACGGCCGGGCCCGAGAUCAAGCCCAAGGAGAGCAACGAUCUCCUGCGCCGGUGGCUGGAUGUGGGGUCGGGUGGAGAGACGGGCAUUUUCGAGGUUGAGGUCUCAGGUGUCAAGGUUGUGGAUGGCUCGGCGGGGUUGGUCAUGAGCCUGGGCAAGUAUUGA